Molecule: messenger RNA, 4277 nt
Organism: Penaeus monodon (black tiger shrimp)
Lineage: Eukaryota; Metazoa; Arthropoda; Malacostraca; Decapoda; Penaeidae
Product: CD109 antigen-like
Cellular component (GO): extracellular region
Molecular function (GO): endopeptidase inhibitor activity
Source: RefSeq, a predicted model, not a curated record
CAGUUUGGUCUUGACGGUGAAAGAGGAAAGAACUGCUGCUCGUCUCUGUGCGGGCCCCAGCACACCUGUUUUGACAAACGCUCAUAAUCGGAAUAGUACAGCAUUGUAGUGGAUUUUAAUCAAACAGGCAUGGCGUGGGUGACGUGGGCGGCGGUGGUCGCUGCCCUCGCCGGUGUGGCAGCAAGCACAGGGACCUACAGCGUGGUGGCGCCGCGGAUUCUGCGGCCGAACAGGGACUACCAUGUGGUCGUGUCCACGCACGGCACCGCCAGGGCAGUCAAAGUCAACGUGGAGGUCGGAGGUCAGCAGGACUCGGGCGGGGUCAUCCUCAAUCGCCAACUGGCUGACCUCCAGCCGGACUCGUCGCAAGUCCUCAAUUUCCAGAUCGGUGACCUUGGACCGGGUCAGUACAACCUAACAGUGAGCGGGUAUGAGGGUCUGACCUUUAGCAACACGACCGCUCUCCAGUACGUCCACAAGUCCUACUCGGUCUUUAUCCAGACCGACAAGUCGAUCUACAAGCCGGGCGACUUGUUGCAGUUCCGUGUGAUCGUGGUCAACCCGCAGCUCCGUCCGUCCGUGACCGGGGCCAUCGAUGUGUUCAUUACGUUCCAGAACGCGGGUGUGGUCGUGCUGACCAACGGAAUUGUUUAUGACUUCAACCCAUUCCUGACAGGGAAGUUGCCGCCAGGGGAGGGCCCCGUCGACGGCUCUGCGUGGGAUCCCCACCGGCGACCUGCAGCUGUUAACGGUUCCUUCGGGAGGGAGUUCGCACCUGUGGGGGCGACCACCCUGCGCCCCGACCUGGGCCCUGGCCUUGCCUAUAACGCCCCGACCAGACCGCCCUUGGCUGGUCCCUAUGCCUUCUCCUUCUUGCCGCCUCCCCCGGACAGCCGCCCGAGGCUCUACCUCCACCAGGCCGUUCCUCCCACGUGGCUCUUCCGAGACGCACAGACAAAGUUCAACGGCGUCGUGACCCUCCGGGAGAAGGCCCCGGACGCCAUGACCUCCUACAUGGUGUCCGCCUUCGCCGUCGACGACUUCUUCGGUCUCGGGGUGUCCCAGCGGCCAGCCAAGCUGCGCGUCUUCCGGCCGUUCUUCACGUCGUUGCACCUCCCGGAGGCCGGCGUGGUGCGCGGCGAGGCCGUGGCGGUGGAGAUGGUUGUCUUCAACUACGGAGAGAGUGACGUCAUCGCCGACGUCAUGCUCGACAACCCUGGCGACUUCCUCUUCGCGGACUUCGCCAACGAGAUCGACCAAGGAUCCCCGUCCAAAAGCAAGCAGCGGCAGGUGAAGGUUGCUUCGGGCAGCGGCGCCCCCGUCAGCUUCAUGGUCGUCCCGCACACCCUCGGCAACAUUCCCAUCAAGGUCACGUCCACGACCGACGGCGCCGUGGACGUGGUCGUCAAGCAGCUGCUGGUGAAGCCCGAGGGAUCGCGCAUAACGGUGAACAAGGCCAUCCUGCUGGACCUGAGGUCGCAGCCCUCCGUCAGCACCAGCAUCAACAUCACUCAUCCGCCCAACAUUGUCAAUGACUCCAAGGCCAUCCAAGUCUCCGUCAUCGGUGACAUCCUUGGCGCGGCCUUGUCAGACCUGCAUAACCUGCUGGAGCUCCCGACGGGCUGCGGCGAGCAGAACAUGGCCAAGCUCGUCCCAAACAUCGUGCUCAUGGAGUACCUCAAGAAUAAGAACCAGCUGAGCGAGGACUUGCAGGGCCGAGCGCGACGGCAUCUGGAGACCGGAUAUCAGCAGCAGUUGUCCUUCAGGCACGACGAUGGCUCCUUCAGCGCCUUCGGGAUGCGAGACGAGUCGGGCAGCACGUGGCUGACUGCCUUCGUGGCCAAGUCCCUCGCCGAGGCCUCGAGGCACAUCGAGAUCGAGGAGGAGGUGGUGCAGCAGGCCGUGGAGUGGCUGACGCAGCUGCAGCAGGCGGACGGCAGCUUCAAGGAGGUCGGCACCGUCAACAACGAGGCCAUGCAGGGCGGGUCCGGCAAGGGCGUCUCGCUCACGGCCUAUGUGCUCAUCGCCCUCCUGACAGUCGAGAACCCUCCGUCGCCCAAGGUGCGAAACGUGGUGAACAGAGCCGUAGACUUCCUGGCGAGCAACAUCGACGACAUAGAGGACGUGUACGGCCUGGCCAUCAGCACCUUCGCCCUCCACAUGGCCGACCACCCUCAGCGAGACACCGCUUUCUACAAGCUAGAGAGCAAGGCCGAAGUCAAAGACGAGCAGAAGUGGUGGGUGUGGCAGCCCCUGGAGGUGAAUCUGGAAACCACGGUGGAGUCGCGGCCUCUCGACGUGGAGACCACCAGCUACGGCCUCCUCACCUACGUGCUCAGGGGCCUCACGCGCGACGCCCUCCCCAUCAUGAGGUGGCUGACGAGGCAGAGGAACCAGUACGGAGGAUUCCAGUCCACGCAGGACACCGUGGUGGGCAUGGCAGCGCUGGCCGCCCUCGCCGAGCGCCUCACGACCACCGACCCGCAGGUGAACGUCAGGCUCAUCUACGGCGCUCGGGGCAAGAACGUGCAGGUCACGAGAGAUAACACUAUGUUGCUUCAACGUGUGGAGCUGCCCGCGGACACCGACAAAGUGGAGAUAACGGCCUCGGGAUCGGGCGUCGCUGUGCUGCAGGUCACGUACCACUACAACGUCAGGGUCACCGGCCCGAAGCCGGCCUUCUCGCUCGACCCGCAACUCGACACCACGACCGACACGAACCGCCUGCGCCUCACCGCCUGCACGGGAUACACCGGAGGAAACAACAGCAACAUGGCGGUGAUGGACGUCUCGCUUCCCUCGGGAUAUAUUGUCGACAACGAUCUUAUUCCCGGUCUGUAUGACUACACGGGCGUGAAACUCGUGGAGAAGAAGAGCGACGACUCGGGCGUGCUGGUCUACUUCGACUACCUGACGGCCCAGGAGGUGUGCCCGACGGUCUCCGCCUACAGGAUCAACAAGGUCGCCUUCCAGCAGCCCACGCCCGUCCAGGUCUACGACUACUACGACACAUCCCGGCGCGCGAGGAGGUUCUACAAAGCUCUCCCCGCCACGCUCUGCGACAUCUGCGACCUCGACGAGUGCGACCCCGACCAGUGCCAGGACCAGAUCAUCGAACUCAACAGGCAGCUGCAGGACCCAGAGGACCUGGAGCUGCCGGCCAUCGUGGAGCAGAUCUCCUCCGCCCCGCAGACGGCCUCGCCCUUCGCCCUGUGUCUGGUCCCCGCCUUCACCCUGGCCUGGGUUUCACGCUUCCUCGCUCCCUGAGCCUCGUCCCUCCCGCGCCCUGGCGGCUCCUGGGUGACCUGAUCGCCGUCCAAGUCACUCUGUGUAUUCGUCUUUAUUAUACGAUUUUUUUUCUCCCUUUUCUUUCAUGUUUUUGAGGUUGACUUAAGGAAGGUCACUCACCCAGCGGAGGUCAGAGGUCGGCAUUCACUCGCAGUGACCCUUUGUAUCUUAGGGAUAAUAACUUGGAUGGGAGGUCACCGUGUAAGCGUGUAUAUAUGAGAUUUGUAAAUAGCAAUAUGAUAAGCUAAAGGGUUAUAUUCUGGAAGAAGCUGACAUGGACUCGUAACUACCUGGUAAAUGUUCGGUAUUAAGAAAACGCUUUUUGUGUUACUAAGGUCGGUGCGUUUCGUUCGGGCAAACUGUGCUUGAUCAUGUUGUGCGCGUGAGUGUGCAUUUGGCGUUUGAAUUCUUUGUCUAAUCUGAAUGAGAGUGUAUUUGCAAGUAUUAUACGUGCGUAACAAAUAACGAUCUAUUAUAUAUAUAUAUAUAUAUAUAUAUAUAUAUAUAUAUUAUAUAUAUACAUACAUACAUACAUAUAUAUAUGAUAUACAAUCCCCCGCUGAGACAUUAUCUAAAUGCAUUCGUUGACUUGAACUAUCAUGAUCAUCUGGUACUAACGUCUCACCAGCAAAUAACCAAAGAAAUCUCGCAAAACUUCCGUCCAGCAUAAAUUCCCACAGAGACAGACAGCACACGCUCCCAAGACAGCGGCACUAAUGCUGAACGUUCAAAGAAACUGCUGGUCCGCCCGGACGAGCCCGCGUGGCCAUGGCCGGGCGUCACGGCCCAGGCUGCCCCGCGGCGAGCGACGGCGAGGCAACUGACGCUUGUAGAUCGUGGUUUAGGAAGGUCCUUGGCUGGGCGGCCGGGCUCCGGGUCCGUCUCGCCGCCACGGGGAUGCUGCAUCUAACUGCUGAAUCGCUGACGCUUCACCGGUCUCAUGUUGAAUCCAUGUUGAUUGUUGUACUUGUAAUAAAUUGUACUUUUGA